Molecule: messenger RNA, 432 nt
Organism: Brassica napus (rape)
Lineage: Eukaryota; Viridiplantae; Streptophyta; Magnoliopsida; Brassicales; Brassicaceae
Exons: 2
Coding region: 1-432 (143 amino acids)
Source: RefSeq, a predicted model, not a curated record
AUGAAGAAGGCUCAGGACGGUCAGAAGAAGUACGCAGACCAGUCAAGAAGAGAGAAAGGGAAUGACAGAUUUGGCAAGGUCGGGAAACUUGCGCUCAGGUUCAUUGGCCCGUACAAGAUCAUCAGGAAAGUUGGUGAGGUAGCUUACCGUUUGGAUUUGCCAGAUGAUAUGCGUCUACAUCAUGUAUUUCAUGUUUCCAUGCUUCGGAAACAUAUACGGGAUCCAAGUACUGUUGAACCCGAGAGACUAGAGGAGUUGAGGACAAACCUUACGUAUCUGGAAGGACCCAUCAGAUUGGGAGAACGGCGUAUUCGGAAGCUGAAGAAUCGUGAGAUUGCUCAAGUACAAGUGUUCUGGGGAAGACAAAACAGGAUUCAUGUUACUUGGGAAGAUGAAGCACGAUAUAAAACCGAUCACCCUGAGUUCUUCUGA